UUCUAUGGAUUUUGCAUGGCCCAAACUGUGCAGAGAUGGCCGUUUCCCAAUGACUGCCAUCGGUACUACGAGACCCGAUUGCUUGACUGUCCUCCGGAAUAUUAUUGGAACUCACAGCUGCUACAAUGCGAUUCGCAGACUCCGGUUGGCUGUUCCUCCCUAGAUCCGAUACCGAAUUGGAACUACUCCAAUCCCAAUCCUCCACCGAUUACAGAUCCAGAAAAUUCCGAUCUUUCGAAACUAUGCGAGAAUAAGCUCAACCAGCUAAUACCCUACCCAGCGGAUUGCACCAAGUUCAUUCGAUGUGAUUACCUGCCCUUCGUAAUGUGCUGCCCGCAUUAUCUCUAUUGGAACUCCAAGCUCCUUACAUGCGAUAAGAUGUGUGUUUAG
Molecule: messenger RNA, 390 nt
Organism: Drosophila mauritiana
Lineage: Eukaryota; Metazoa; Arthropoda; Insecta; Diptera; Drosophilidae
Exons: 1
Coding region: 16-390 (124 amino acids)
Cellular component (GO): extracellular region
Molecular function (GO): chitin binding
Source: RefSeq, a predicted model, not a curated record